AGCAGCCAAUCCUGACACAAGCUGUUAUAGCAACAGAGCAGAAUGUGCUGAAGUGAAGUCAGAAAGGAAAGCGGAGGAAAGGAAUUAAUAAUAAAAAAAUAAAUAAUAAUAAAUAAAGCAGAGUCGAGUUGCUCACAUUGGAAUUAAUCAAUGGAAUAAAUAAAAGAAAAAAUCCACAGUGGAGGAAAAGUUUCUCAGGACUGCUGUGAGGGCUGGAGAGAGCACUGACACAAGAUAGCUCUGCAUAGAUAAGCACUGCUGGAUCUUGUCUGCUCAACAGACACCAUCCCAUUGUUUGUGCGUUUCUAAAAUAUGGCAAAGGUUCAGGUGAAUAAUGUAGUGGUGCUGGAUAACCCUUCUCCCUUCUACAAUCCUUUCCAGUUUGAAAUCACCUUUGAGUGCAUAGAGGACCUGUCUGAAGACUUGGAAUGGAAAAUAAUUUAUGUUGGCUCAGCUGAGACUGAAGAAUAUGACCAAGUACUAGAUUCAGUGCUAGUGGGGCCUGUACCUGCAGGGCGCCACAUGUUUGUAUUCCAGGCGGAUGCUGCUAACCCAGGACUUAUUCCAGAUGCAGAUGCUGUGGGUGUAACAGUGGUAUUAAUUACGUGCACAUACAGAGGACAGGAAUUUAUUAGAGUUGGAUAUUAUGUAAAUAAUGAAUAUACAGAAACAGAUCUGCGGGAAAAUCCUCCAGUGAAGCCUGAUUUUUCCAAGCUUCAAAGAAAUAUAUUGGCCUCAAAUCCUAGGGUAACAAGAUUCCACAUUAACUGGGAAGACAACGCAGAGAAAAUGGAGGAAAUGGAUAGCAGCAAUCCCAACCUUCAGUCCUUGCUUUCCACAGAGGCUGUGCCAUCAGCUUCUAAAAGCUGGUGCAACUCUGAGAACUCUCUAAAUGUUAUGUUAGAAUCUCACAUGGAUUGCAUGUGACUGUUUGCCAGACUCACAUUUGUACUCUCAAGGAGUUUAAACAAACAGGACUUGUACACACGGAUUCUGCAUUUUCUGUACAAACAGUCCUGAGAAUACUCCAAAUGAAAAAACAACAAGUGAACUAUAAAACAAACAUUUUAUAAGUGGAAUUCCCAAAAUCAGAACAAGGACUUUAUCAAUCCAGUGUCUCAACUUCAAGCAAGUUACAAAAUUAAAGAUACUGCUAUUUAUUAUAAAGUUUUUGUUUAGUCUGCAGUAGACGCUACAAAUCAUCUGUUCCUGUUGCAGAUCUCCAGGCUUACACAGGAAUCUAAAGUGCAGUCCAUAAGCAUCAAAUAGUCCUUCAAUCCCUACAGUUUAUAGAAUUGUUUUCUCACAGCAUUCAAUCUAAUAAAUCAAUUUCCAUACAAAUUUGAGCCGUGACAGCUAUGCAUUAUGUAGAUCGGUACGUGAUAAUUGUCCGACAAAUGUUUGAAUCUUGUAAAUUAUAAAUUUGUGAAUAACUGAAUAAAUAUCAGUUAUGUAUUUCAAUAUUUUUCUGCAUUUAAAACAUUCUAGUGGGAAAAAGACAUGAUCACAUUUUUUUUUACAGUAUGUUAUUUUAACACUAGCGACAUUGUAAUUAUAUGUGUUUAACCCUGCAGCGUCGCUUGUUUUAAUAUUACUUACCAACGACAUUGUAAUUAUAUGUGUUUAACCCUGCAGCAUCGCUUGUUUUAAUAUUACUUACCAACGAAUUAGAUAAUGUACAUUUUUUUCACUGGAAUAGCACUUUAAUAGUGCAAUAAUAAAUUACUGUCAGGGCACUUUAUCAGUGCACAAAUGCUUGAUUUUAGCGGAGUUUAAUCCCGCAAAUGGGUUAAACACAUGGUUAAAGUUAGCUCAAGAGCAGCAACACACAAGUAUAUGUACUAUAAUAAAAUGCUGUAAUGAAUUAGAGAAUUAUAUUAUUGCACAAUUAUCUUCCUUCAAUUCUGGCUUUUUAGUAGUGGAAUUUACACCUGAUUUCAAUAAUUACUAUAUUAGUGAUGAAAGCACAUGGCUGAAUUCUUUUUUAAACCUUUAUAGUAAAUAAACCUGUAUAAUACCCUUUUGACACUUAUCAUUCAGCAAUAUUUGAUAGUAUGUAUUGCAGAUUCUUUAAAAAUGGUUUUCAUGCAGGUGAAUUUCAUAAUACAACCUACAUUUGGCAAAUUGUUUUUAACCAUGUAACAUUAUUUCUCAGGGACAAGAUCGAAUAUUUUUUCCUCUCCACUAAUUAACAGAAAAGUUCUAUAACAUUCUGUAAAUGUUUUAUGCAGAAUUAAAGGUUUUAUCUCUUUAAUAAGAGUUGAACCAUGUAGAAAGUUCAUCAUUUUCUGUAUAACAGAGUAUGUUUUAUUGAGAUAUUUUUUUGAUGUUGGUUUUUACAAUAAUGACUGUUUUUCCUUACAGGUUUUUUUGAUCCUACAUUGUUAGCGGACUUUAUUUUCAAGUAAAGGGAUAAAUAUGAAUUGAACAAAAAUAUAGAUAUGAAAACAAGUUUAUAAAAAUGAUGACAAAAAUGCCUAUUUGGAUCAAAGCUUUUUGUAGCGUUUUCAUUUCAAGGUGAUCAGAACCAAAAAUACCUUUUGCAGGAAAAAAAAAAAAAAGAUUAAUACUUAAAGGGACAGUCUAGUCAGAAUUAAACCUUCAUGAUUCAGUUAGGGUGUGUAUUUUUAAACAACUUUUUUGUCAUCAAAUUUUCUUUGUUCUCUUGGUAUUCUUAGUUUAAAGCCUACCUAGGGUAGGCUCAUAUGCUAAUUUCUAAGCCCUUGAAGGCUGCCUCUUAUUUCAGUGCAUUUUGACAGUUUUUCACAGCUAGACAGCCCUAGUUCAUGUUUGCCAUAUAGAUAACAUUGUGCUCAUUCCCGUGGAGUUAUUUAUGAGUUAGCACUGAUUGGUUAAAAUACAAGUCUGUCAAAAGAACUGAAAUAAGGGGGCAGUCUGCAGAGGCUCUGUAACAAGGUAAUCAGAGGUAAAAAGUAUAUUAAUAUAACGGUUUUGGUUAUCCAAAACUGGGGAAUGGAUAAUAAAGGUUAUUAUUACCCAUAAACAAUAAAAAUUCUGGAGUAGACUGUCUCUUUAAGUUAAAGUGAUGUCAUAUUCAUAAUAUAGUGGGUUUAUUGAUUUGUAACUUAAUGAAGGGAGUGCCUGAAGUUUCUGUAGUUUCUACUUCCCCUUUAGACCCUUCUUCAUGAGAAAAAGAGAGAGAAAGAGGGAGAGAGAGAGGGGAAUAAGGGAAGGGAGAGAGAAAGGAUAAGAUACAAAAAGAAAAAGGAGAAAAUUAAAUAAAAAGGGAAAACUAACAAGGGGAUAAAAGGGCAUACAAAGAGAGAAGAGCUCUACCAGGAACGAACAACAGCUCAGUAGCUUGUUAAAUAUAUAUAUAUUUAUAUUAAAAAUAAAAUAUGACGUGGUAGCCAUGAAAAAAAGAAGAGGAAAUUGCACCAGAAUUAAAAGGUUACUAGUCCUUACAAAGGGACUUUAUACUGACGCCUAACCCUGCAAACGUAAAAAAAAAUAAUGCUCCAAUACACAGUGGGUGCAUAUAAUCUACAAAUACAGACAAAGAAAACAUGGCAACUAAAAAAAAAAAAAGCAGAAUGUGCUAAAAAUGUGGCAAGUGAGUAAAAAGUGAUGACUCCAAGGUGAAGAGAGAUGAGUGAAAAUUAUCAAGCAUACUCACACAUAAGAGUGGAAACUAUACAAAUACGUCUCUGGUACCGGUGAAACGUAUCACAACUAGACAACUGAUUGUUCCUCUUUCCCUUCUUGAGUAGGUGAGCUAUAUAUUACAGUAGAUAUGUGACACGCUAUGUUUUACGCUAAUCCGACUGUAUGUCUCAUAUAAUCCUGCACUAUUAACCCCUAACAACACAUCUAUAAAAUGCUAAGGCUGUAAAUACCUAAAGAUUGGAACAGUUCCUUAUUAAAGAUGGUAGAUUUUGUUUUAUAUGGCAUGUAUAAACCUCUAAUGGAUCUUUAAAAAAGGUUGGAUCAUCAAGUGUUCUACUUGCUAUAUUAAACCUCUAUUUUAUAUUUAUGUGACUGAACUAAGUUACUUGCGCUACAUUGGAUUGAAGGAUCCUAGGUCUCACCACACCCUUAAUUGUUAUUGAAAUAUGUAGAUCAGAUGGGACUCAUCUACUCGUAUUAAGAUCUUUAAGAUAUUCCCUAAAUUAAGCGAGUUUAAUCUGCCUGCUCAUUCAUAAUAAUGUCACUACUCCAAAGAAACCCUGCCGGUAUCAUUUUAAUUAUACGUUUUAGAUAUAUCUCUACAUCCUGUGAUGUGCUCUACCAAUAUCAUUCUAUAGCAAGAUAAUGUUAUUUAUCAGUCACCUGCUACUAUGGGCUGACUCUGCUCAAUUUCCUAUAUCAUUGUUGUUAUUUCAUUCCUCCAGUAGAACAGUAUAGCAUAAUACAUUGGACAUGCUAAGUCUCCAAUUACCCUGCACUACUUUCUUCUCUUAGCCUAGAAUCUGUACUCUAUGAAUUUCUAACUUAGAAAUUUAGUAUUUAAAUGGAACAUAAAACUUAAUGAUUAAUGUCAAUCAUUUGAAUUCUGAACUCUGGAACAAUAUUCUUAAUAUUUGUCACUGACUAAUAGAUACGGAAUGUAUUCACCUACGCCUUCCAGAAAAGUCGGCUUGCAAAGAGAGCUAUCUAUACCCAACUCUAAUAGAAAAAUGCUCUCUUUCCCUGAGGGUCUAAAUUUCUUUACAACAUUUUUUUUUUUUUUUCUGUUUCUUGUGUGUUUUGUUUGUGUGCUGUUAUAAAGUUAAACAAAUGAGAAACUGUUAUACUUUAUGGUUAUGCCUAAAAUUGGAUUCAUAUGAGUCUCCACUCAACACCUUAUGUACAGAAUGCAAUCCCACUCUGUUAAUUCUAUUCAAAUAUGUACUGUAAUUGCUCUGGUACCUUACUUGAUGGAUAACUAUCAAUAUACUGUAUUUUAUGAUUUUGCUAAUAUAAAUUUAACUGCAUUGAUAUUUUAUGUUUCUCAAUAAAAAGAGAUUAAAAAAAAAAAACAUAUAAUAAACACAAAAAUAUGUUUGGAGGGUUAUAAUCUGACUCCCUGGAGUAUUCUAA
This is a messenger RNA of Bombina bombina (fire-bellied toad), 5040 nucleotides long. RefSeq names its product anti-silencing function 1A histone chaperone (gene ASF1A). Gene Ontology annotation, biological process: DNA replication-dependent chromatin assembly. The coding region runs from base 313 to 927 and encodes 204 amino acids. The transcript has 4 exons. Gene Ontology annotation, cellular component: nucleus. Lineage: Eukaryota; Metazoa; Chordata; Amphibia; Anura; Bombinatoridae. Gene Ontology annotation, molecular function: histone binding. The record is from RefSeq and is a predicted model, not a curated record.